Molecule: messenger RNA, 3637 nt
Organism: Gekko japonicus
Lineage: Eukaryota; Metazoa; Chordata; Lepidosauria; Squamata; Gekkonidae
Product: serine/threonine-protein phosphatase 4 regulatory subunit 1-like
Exons: 20
Coding region: 1-2814 (937 amino acids)
Biological process (GO): protein dephosphorylation
Molecular function (GO): protein binding; protein phosphatase regulator activity
Source: RefSeq, a predicted model, not a curated record
AUGGCUGGGAUCCCUUUGUAUUUUGUGGAUUUGCAGGAUGACUUAGAUGAUUUUGGGUUCGAAGACUAUGGACCAGAUUGUGAUAGCAUGAGGAUAACAGCGUUCUUGGACAUUCCAGGGCAGGAUAACUUGGCUCCACUUGCGCGUCUGGAAAAAUAUGCUUUUAGCGAUAAUAUAUUCAACAGGCAAAUCAUUGCCAGAGGUCUACUUGAUGUUUUUCGAGAUUUCAGUCAUAAUGAUGAAGAUUACUUGACGGUAAUGGCAAUAGUGGUCAGGCUGUCAGAAGAUACAGAACCUACUGUACGGACAGAACUCAUGGAACAGAUACCACCUAUUGCCAUUUUUCUACAAGAGAGCAGACCAAACUUUCCUACAGCCUUUUCAGAAUAUCUUAUGCCUAUCGUGGUGAGAUACCUCACAGAUCCAAACAACCAGGUUAGAAAAGCCAGCCAGGAAUCUCUGGUGAUACUGCUGGAACAAGGGCUCAUUUCUCAAAAUGAUAUUGAAAAUAAAGUAUGCCCGAUCCUGUUGGACCUGUCAGCUCCAGAGAGUGAUGAUGAAUACAAGGUGGAAGCUGUCAAUAUAAUCUGCAAAAUGGCCUCUAUGGUGAACAAGUCGACAGUUGAAUGCUUGCUUCUUCCCCGAUUCUGUGAGCUCUGUGGCGAUGGAAAACUUUUUCAAGUCCGUAAGGUUUGUGCAGCAAAUUUUGGUGAUAUCUGCAAUGCUGUUGGGCAAGAGGCCACAGAGAAGAGCUUGAUUCCUAAAUUUUUUGAGCUUUGCUCUGAUAGCGUUUGGGGUAUGAGGAAGGCCUGUGCUGAAUGCUUUAUGGCUGUCUCCUACACAACGUCACCUGAAAUCCGGAGGAGCAAGCUGUCUCCCCUUUUUAUCAGCCUCAUCAGUGACCCUUGCAGAUGGGUUCGCCAAGCUGCUUUCCAAUCCCUUGGGCCGUUUAUUUCUACUUUUGCAAACCCUUCCAGUGCUGGUCUUUACAUUCGGGAAGAUGGGACUCUCAGCAUCCGGCCUUCCAGCCCCCACCCAAUAGGCAACAUUACAAAUGCCAUGCCAUGCAGUUCAGAGGAGCCCAUGGAGAAUAAAUCAGAAUCACUGACAGAAGGACCUUCUAAUAGCUGCACAUCUUGCUUUGAGAAUUCAGCUGCACGACGAGAAAGCUCAGUUGCACAUAUUAAUUCUGAGAUAGAUCUGACUCGACUGACUGAGAGUGACAAUGUUGGCUGUUGUGUGGCCCAGGAUACGAAAGACUGUCAGGUCAGCAAUUGCAGGGGAAUGAACUCCAGGGUCCAGUCUGCAGAAGACGUGUUUAAUACUUUCUUAUACUGGCGCCCUCCCCUUCCUGACAUAAGUCAGGAUCUGGAACUGCUUCAGUGCAAAACGGAGAUGCACGAAGAAAGCUGCUCGGAAGCACUUUGUAACAACUGUGUUGCCAGCAGUGAAAUUAAAAAGGUGCUGCAAAGUUUGCAGGAGCACAUGGAUGACCCUGACGUCCAAGCUCAGGUCCAAGUACUGUCUGCGGCACUCAGAGCUGCUCAUCUCGACUCCGUCAACGACUGUGAGGUCAAACAAGACGAAGAAGUUAAUGGCAGCAGCCAGGAAGAGGCAUCCCUUUUGGAGCCUGAUCACAGCACAGGGGAUGAAGGCUCCUUGUCUUCGUUGCCAACCCAGGGAGAGACAAUUGACCCCUCCAUUCCAACAAUAAUGAAAAAUGUGGAUGUAGAGCUACUUAAUGGGACUGAUAAAGCUUUAGAAAUAGAAGAUAACGAUCUACCCUUUGAAGAAGAUAAAUCAAAAUUACAGGAUAUCAUACCUCAGCCUUUACUGGACCAGUACUUAUCGAUGACGGACCCUGCUCGAGCACAGACGGUUGAUACCGAAAUAGCAAAACACUGUGCAUACAGUCUUCCUGGUGUGGCCUUAACAUUGGGGAGACAGAACUGGCAUUGCUUGAAAGACACCUAUGAAACCUUGGCAUCAGAUGUACAGUGGAAGGUGCGUCGGACGCUGGCUUUCUCCAUUCAUGAGCUGGCUGUUAUUCUGGGAGAUCAGCUAACGGCGGCAGAUCUGGUGCCAAUUUUCAAUGGCUUCUUAAAAGAUCUGGAUGAAGUGCGCAUUGGAGUCCUUAAACACCUCUAUGACUUCCUUAAGUUGCUUCACGCAGACAAAAGGCGCGAGUACCUUUAUCAGCUUCAAGAGUUUGUGGUUACUGAUAACAGUAGGAACUGGCGGUUUCGCUAUGAACUUGCAGAACAACUAAUUUUGAUCCUGGAGCUCUACAAUCCCAAUGACGUAUAUGACUACCUAAGACACAUUGCACUAACUCUCUGUUCAGAUAAAGUCUCUGAAGUCAGGUGGAUCUCCUUCAAGCUGGUUGUAGCAAUAUUACAGAAGUUCUAUGCCAACAGUGCAAACUCUCUGGGGUUAAAUUUCAUCAAUGAGUUGAUUGUGAGGUUCCGUCAUUGUUCCAAGUGGGUCGGAAGACAAGCAUUUGCCUUCAUCUGCCAGGCAGUGGUGGAAGAGGAGUGCAUGCCGGUGAACCAUUUUGUUGAACACCUGCUGCCCAGCCUCCUGAGCUUGGCUUCUGACCCUGUGCCAAAUGUAAGGGUUCUGCUUGCCAAAGCUCUGAGGCAAACGCUGUUGGAGAAAGCUUAUUUUAGAAGUGUGGGCAACCCUCAUCUCGAAGCUGUGGAAGAGACUGUUCUGGUUCUGCAAGCGGACAGGGAUCAAGAUGUGGCCUUUUUUGCCACCAUCAAACCAAAACACCAGACUGUGCACAUGACUUCACUUGAGAAACAGAAUUGACUUCCUUUGUCUCUGUGGACCACAAAAGUUUCUGGCGACUCACCAGGAAGGAAGACUGCACCAAGCAAUCAAUGCAACCCAAGAGAAAAGGGCUUGUUCUUAAUCCAGUCAUGUAACUGAGGGACGUGUGGACGUAUCCGCAAACUUGGCAACGUUAUUUGGAAUACUCAGCCACCGUACUUUCCCCAGCUCCCUUUUAACAGACAUGGGGAUUAAUGCUGAGCUCAAUAAAAAGUCCAGUAUUUAUAUCUGCGUUUGUGUGAAAUGCACGUAUUCUCAGCUUCCGCAUUCUCCAAGGUAACAGGAAUAUGCCUUUUGAAAUUUGCUGACUCAAGGACAAAGGAAUUGCUUGGUCACCACUUCAGGCUUGAGCUAAUAUGGUCAGCAAGUGUAAAAACCACGGACACUCAACACCCAUUUUGUUACUAACCUACUCUGUUGUUUGUGGCAUUUCAUUUUAUGGUAUCGGUUUACUCAACAUGUACAUAUGAAACUCUGCAAAGGAUUUGGAAAACUUGAAUCUGUAUCUGUAACAAAAAAGGUCAUUUUUUAAAAAAGGCAAAAAAUGCAGCAGUUGUCUAGUUAGAGCAAGGAAAUUUUUUCUUUUUGUCAAAGAUAGAUGAUUUUUUUUUUUAAUUCACUUUGUGAACUGUGGCAUUUCAGUCUUGUGUGUUGGUGUGUGUUAAAUUAAAAACCCAGCCCUUUGUAGUGGUUGCUUUCCUUCAUUCAUGCUAACCUUCAGUCUCUUCUGCUUGCUAGAGCUGCAAGACAGACAUAGUCCUCAGAUCACUAACGUGGACGUAGUUCACGUGCUUCUGUUUGG